Drosophila rhopaloa is the source of this 883-nucleotide messenger RNA. RefSeq names its product bromodomain-containing protein 4 (gene tbrd-3). The coding region runs from base 71 to 868 and encodes 265 amino acids. NCBI's taxonomy places the organism in Eukaryota, Metazoa, Arthropoda, Insecta, Diptera, Drosophilidae. Gene Ontology annotation, cellular component: chromatin; nucleus. Gene Ontology annotation, biological process: regulation of DNA-templated transcription; chromatin remodeling. The transcript is spliced from 2 exons. The record is from RefSeq and is a predicted model, not a curated record.
CAGAUUUGGUAAAAAAUAUUACUACUGUUUUGGGCUCUCUAUUUAAGCUGAAUUGACUGUGACAAAAGGCAUGUCUGGAAAACAAGAGGGUGAACGGCCUUUGCCGGAAAUAAAUUCCUGCAAGGUCAUCAUCAAGAGAUUGUUUGCCAGUUCCUACAAGAACAUCGCUUGGGUCUUCUACGAACCACUGGAUGCCCAGCUUUUGGGCCUCCACGAUUACCAUGAGAUUGUUAAGGAACCAAUGGAUCUAUCCACCGUGCGACACCGUGUUAAUACGGGUUGUUAUCAGACAGCCGCGGACUUUGCCAAGGAUGUGAGGCUGAUUUUCUACAACACCUAUUUAUACACGAAUCCAGGUCACUUGUGCUACGAAAUGGCCAAAAAGCUGCAGCUCGUCUUCGAGGAGAUGUACGCCCAGGUUCAGCUUUACAAUUGCCAGGGCAAUAAUCUGGAUCCCGACGAUGACAGCUCUUCAAACUCUUCAAGCUCUUCAGACUCUUCGGAUGACAGCUCGGAAACUAGCUCGAAUGAAGCUGAGGUGAGCAGUUCGGAGGUCGCCUCUUCGAUUCAACAGGAUCCUCCGGAGUGGACUCCGCCACAAAUCUCGGGAAAUUCGAGGGACGGCAAUCCCUUUACCACCGAAGAGGAUCUCGAUCUGCACGCCAAGAUCCAGCAACUGGAUGGUGAGGUGCUGCUGCACGUGAUCCACUUGGUCCAACGGAUGGAGGGCGCCGAGUAUGGUAACAAGGAGCUGGAGUUCGACGUCUGCCAACUGAAGGUGCACACCAAGCGCUCCAUCCUCGAUUACUUGGCCAGCAAGGGGUUCACGGGGAAAAGAGUGGCCCGCACCAAACCCAAAUACAACUGAUUCUUAAAUCCGGAA